AUGGCCGCGUCAGGAGACCGUGGCAGCAUCUUCGGCUCACCCGUCUUUAAGCUCGUCGUCGGUGGCAAGGUGCUCACAGCUCACAGGGCGAUCCUCGAAAAAUCAUGCUGGUUCCAGCGUUCGUUUCAAUUCAGAGAGGGACUGACUCAAGAGAUGCACUUCCCAGAAGACGCACCCGAGCAAAUGGAACGGGUUCUCUCUUGGCUCUAUACCGGUCAACUCGAGUACCAUCGGCCGAAAAUCGCGUCGCAUGACUCGAAGCCCUCACUGACGGACGCUGUCCUGCUCUACAUCGUCGCGGACAAGUACAUGGUCCAUGACCUGACGAGGCGGAUCGAGGAAAUGUUCCGCAAAUACUUCGAACAAGACAUCGAAACCGCCUUUUCGCAUCACAGUUAUCUCAGGACUUUGAGAGAAGCAGGGCUUCCCGACUGCUAUGGUCUGAAGAAGGUCCUCCUCGAAAACCUGGCUGUUGACCUACAACGCCACGGCUGGAAGAUGUACACGAAGGAAGUGGAUCCGGGCCUUAUCGAAGAACUGGAGAACGAUCCCAAGACCAUGUUGAAAUUGAUGGAGAAUCUCACCGACAUGAGAGUGUCUUACCAACAACUAGGACGCGGCUCCAAGCGGCUGAAGCGGGAACACUCGGCGACAACCGUGUCAGAGGACUUGUCAGCGCAGGCGGUCUACACCAUUGACUGA
Cladophialophora carrionii CBS 160.54 is the source of this 702-nucleotide messenger RNA. RefSeq lists its product as uncharacterized. The transcript has a single exon. The record is from RefSeq and is a predicted model, not a curated record. Bases 1 to 702 code for a protein of 233 amino acids. NCBI's taxonomy places the organism in Eukaryota, Fungi, Ascomycota, Eurotiomycetes, Chaetothyriales, Herpotrichiellaceae. Gene Ontology annotation, molecular function: protein binding.